AUGUCGCGGAUAAUCGGGCAAUCCUCUCAAGAUAGGGAAGAUGGGGACGACGGCCCCUCAAAUAGAUCGACAAUCUACAAGAUUUGGACCCAUUGUUGGUUUCAGAUCAUAUUGAUCAGCUUCAUUUGUUUCUGCUGUCCAGGAAUGUACAAUGCACUCCAAGGUCUGGGGGGCUCAGGUCAGGUAAAUCAGGCCGUCGCAGCCAAUGCCAAUGUUGCCCUAUUAUCUGCCACUGCCGCCACUGCUCUUUUCGUGGUGGGUCCGAUUUUUGAUCGUGUUGGGCCAAGGGUGUGUAUGUUGCUUGGGGGUUGGACGUAUCCUUUGUACUCCGGCAGUCUGCUGUGCUUCAAUGCCACAAACAAUGAAGCCUUCGUAAUUGCUUCUGGUGCAAUCCUCGGUGUCGGAGCUUCGUUCUUGUGGGUGGCCCAAGGUGCGAUCAUGACAACCUAUGUAUCCGAGUCACACAAGGGACGUGCGAUAGCAACAUUUUGGGUCAUUUUCAACCUCGGUGGCGGUGUGGGAUCCCUCGCUAGUUUUGGUCUCAACUAUCAUUCGAAGACUGGCACCGUUUCAAACGGAACAUACAUUGCUCUGCUCAUCAUCAUGGCAAUUGGAUGGUUGCUGGGGUUAUUCAUUUGUCCGCCCUCGUAUGUUCAAAAUGUACAAUUGCAGAGGACGCCGGAAAACGAAAAGGGUUGGCGAACGAUUAUUUGCCAGUCUCUCAGAACGAUCUUCGACUGGCAAGUUCUAUGCAUGCUGCCGCUUUUUUUCUCUGCCAAUGUGUUCUAUUCGUACCAACAGAAUACUGUCAACGGGAUGACAUUCAACAUCCGGACCCGUUCCCUCAACGGCGCACUGUACUGGAUUGCACAGAUGCUGGGUAGUUUCAUGAUGGGAAUGAUCCUCGACAUUCCCCAGCUAACCCGCCCCAUGCGAGCCCGCCUGGCUUGGGUAUUCUUGCUUGUAAUCGGAAUGGGGACCUGGGGCGGAGGCUUUGCAUUCCAAAAAUGGUCCGAUCACCGUCUGCAGCAAGGUCUCAAGCAAGAUGUUGAUUACACCGACGGACACAUCUCGGUGGGACCGAUGUUCCUGUACAUUUUUUACGGUGCAUACGACGCGUUCUGGCAGUCGUUCUGCUACUGGCUCCUGGGAGCUCAGUCAAACUCCCCUGCGGUGACUGCUGUGCUGGUGGGCGCGUACAAGACAUUCCAGAGCGUAGGAAGCGCGAUGGCGUGGCGUAUCAAUGCGUUGGGAAAGCCUCCUAUGACGCAGCUUGCUAUGGAUUGGGGUCUUUGUAUGGGCUCGCUGUGCAUCGCCAUUCCAACUGUGCUGGCAGUCACCUUGACAAGCGAAACCACCCCUAGACCUGACGAGAAAGAGCCAUCCGUGGGAGAGAAGCUCGAUUCAGAGGAGAACAGACUUCAAUUGUCUCACAAGAAUGAAUGUUAA
Penicillium brevicompactum is the source of this 1449-nucleotide messenger RNA. RefSeq names its product putative MFS transporter. Gene Ontology annotation, biological process: transmembrane transport. The transcript is spliced from 3 exons. Bases 1 to 1449 code for a protein of 482 amino acids. The record is from RefSeq and is a predicted model, not a curated record. Gene Ontology annotation, molecular function: transmembrane transporter activity. Lineage: Eukaryota; Fungi; Ascomycota; Eurotiomycetes; Eurotiales; Aspergillaceae.